This is a messenger RNA of Glycine soja, 1082 nucleotides long. RefSeq lists its product as uncharacterized. NCBI's taxonomy places the organism in Eukaryota, Viridiplantae, Streptophyta, Magnoliopsida, Fabales, Fabaceae. Bases 172 to 942 code for a protein of 256 amino acids. The transcript has 3 exons. The record is from RefSeq and is a predicted model, not a curated record.
AAGGACAGAGAACUCGAUAAAUAGGUGCACUCCUUCUAAUCCAACAUUCUCUUCUUAAUCCCACACCAUCUAAUUAGUUCAUUCUCUUCCUUUUCUUUUUCUUUUUAUUCGCCGAAUCUAUUCAAUUGCUAUAAUAUUAUAAACUCUGAUCUGAUCGAUCAGUCGCGUUGUAUGUCUCAACGGAGAAGUUCGCCGGUGGUUGUCGCCCGGAAGAAUAAGCCGCCGCAUCCGUCGCCGUCGCCCCGUCGUAGGACGAAGAGCAAGUCGAGGCCUAUCAAGAUCCUGAAGCGCUGUUCGUCGGCGCCUCUACUUUCACGCCGUGAUAACGACGAUGGUGACGUUGACCUUGACGGUGACGACCAUUAUUCGAGGACGAGCGGAGGAGGCUCGUUUUUCCGCCCUAAAACCUUUUCGGAUGCCUUUCUGUCUUCCCCUUCUCCCUUUUCCUCUCCACGGAUUCACACCAAACAGAUAAUAAAGGGGUACAAGUACGACAAAGAAGCAAAGGUGGUAGUUAAUGUGACCGUUGAGGGAAGUCCAGGGCCAGUCCAAACGAUGGUUAAACUGGGGUCCAGUGUGGAGGAUACUAUCAAGCGUGUGGUCGAUAAAUAUACAGAAGAAGGCAGGAGCCCCCAGAUCGAUGCUAAUAUGGCUUCUUCAUUCCAAUUGCAUCACUCCUAUUUCAGUCUCCAUAGUUUGGACAAAUCAGAAGUCAUUGCGGAUGUGGGUAGUAGAAGUUUUUAUCUGCGGAAGAAUAAUGAUGCAUCAUCUACUUUGACUUCUUCAUUUCAUUGGGGAAGUGCUCCCGAAUUAGCCACACAUACUUCCACUCCAUCCAUAGCAAAUCCUCCGUUGUUGAUCCCAUCUUUCAUUGCCCGCAGGAUUUGCAAAAUUGUCAGAAGAGCUCACCGCCUUUGGAAGAUUUUGGUUUGCUCUCAGUGAGGACAUUCAAAAUCCUCCCCCCCCCCAGUCAAUUAUAGGAAAAAGCAACGAUUUUUUUUCUGUUGCUUUUCAACCCUUCAUCUCCACAUUUUAUAUUCGAUCUACAUAUAUAUUUAUGGUUUGAAAAUAUUUUUUACUUC